CGCGGCGCUUCACCGAAGUUAUUGACAUCCAGCAGGUUAUUAUAUUUUCUACUACACUAGAAAGCAGCUGGCGCGAAGUUUUCCGGAAGUAUCCAGAAUAAAUAAUGUUAGAGAUAUAUUAAAGUCGUCAAACAUGUCGGAUAGUGUUCGAUACUGUGCGAGGUGCUCGUACCUUCUUCUGAAGUUUGCUUUAGUGGCGUAUGCUACGGUUUUCUGGCUAAUAGGUGGUUUCAUCUUGGCCAUUGGCAUUUAUGCUGAGGUGGAGAGGCAGCGCUACAAAACUCUGGACGGGGUCUUCCUCGCCCCAGCAAUCCUCCUCAUCUUGCUGGGGAUUGUCAUGUUUAUCGUCUCGUUCAUUGGUGUACUGGCGUCACUGCGAGACAACUUGACUCUCCUCAAAGUGUUCCUCUACACAUUGGCAGUCUGUCUGAUCUUGGAGCUCCUGGGUGGAAUUGUGGCUCUGCUAUUCAGGAACCGAACAGUGGACAUUCUUAACAAAAAUGUCCGUAAAGGCAUGGAGAAUUACUACGACGAUCUAGACUUCAAAAACAUCAUGGACUUUGUUCAAAGGAAGUUCAAAUGCUGUGGUGGUGAGGAUUGGAAGCAGUGGACGGUGAAUAUGUACCACAACUGCUCAGCCCCUGGACCUCUGGCCUGUGGAGUGCCUUAUACAUGCUGUGUGACCAAGCCUAAUGAAGUUACAAACACGUUGUGUGGGUACAAAGCCAUAGAUAAAGAGAGAGUACAACUUACAGACACCAUUAACGCGCGAGGAUGCACUGAUGCUGUCUUCAUCUGGUUAAUGGAUAACUACAAGAUCAUGGCUGGACUCCUACUUGGAAUUUUAUUUCCUCAGUUCUUUGGUGUGAUUGUGACCUGGCUGUACAUCACUCGUGUAGAAGAUGCCAUCGAGGAGUACGGGAACUAUCAGGACAGCCUGAUCACUAGCAAGAAACAGAACAAGCUGGCAAAGUGCUGUAAAUGCAUGCCUCUGUUUGACUAAGUGAGCUUAGACCUUGGAGACCCUUGAACCUAAGAGCUUGAGGGUAAAGUACAUGAUCUUAUUCACCAUGAACCACAUGGGUGUUUCUCACUCAUUAAAGUGUUCUUUUACAGGUUGUAUUACUGCUGAUUUUAGACAGUCCUCAGGAAUCUUCGAGCCACCAGUAUAUUUUAUUUUACUGUUUCUCAAAGUCUUAAAGGUAAAACUGAAACAAUCUAUUUUGUUGUCAUAAUGUGCAGCUCUGGUAUAAUUCAUACAUGAUGUCAUAAUUGCACUGGACAAAUACAACUCACGUCAGUUUUAGAAGUAGAUAAUGAUACAGAAUCAUUUUUUAAAAAAUAUUUUUAUGAUCGAUACAUGUUUUAAAAUGAAACACCGUAUAUUUGGACAACUUAGAUUUUUUUUUUUUUUACUUAUUUACUCGACAUUUUUACUUAUUAGCUCGACAGUCAUCAGCUUUAAGAUGUUACAGAGAGCCAAACCCCGGAAUUGUGAAGUCUCUGUAAUAUAUCUUAAAUUUUUUUUUAAUAUGUUUUAAAAACACAGCAAAUUGUGCUGUUUAAUUGAAGGGAUGUCAAAUGUUUGCUUCUCGUUUUAUUAAAAUUUUUUUUUUUAUGCACUCUUGUACUGUAAGCUGUGUAUCUUGCUUUAACCACUUUCUAAAGCAUUCAUUUUAAAAAAUUCUAAAAAAUGCAUUAGCUGCAGAAACACUUUCCUCACUCGAUCGUGUUGCACAAUCGAUGUGAAUGUGCACGUUACGUCUAAUCUACAGUAGAUAUGUCACUUAUGUCGCGAAGGUCCAAUAAAAAACAAAAUCAGAAUUGUGUAAUGAAGCUGCACAUGUGAACGCAGCUUUGUGUCAUUUUCUGAAUGUGAACAUCAGGCUUUAAGUAAGUUGUCGAUAGUCAGUUAUGUGCCAUAGAAAACGUGCCUAAAUCUAAUCAGUUCAGCUUGUAAUCAGUUACUUAUCAUCAUCCUGUCCACAAGACUUCAGUAACAUUCCCUCUUUUUCACUUUCAUAGGCUUGGAACCAGAGUUUAAAAGCGUUGUGACUCUAUAUGGGAUUGAGGUUUAUGCCAAAGAGAAACAUUUCUGUUUCAUGUAGAUUUCAGACAAUCACAAAGGAUUUCUUAGACCCUCAUGCAUAUUAAUGAUCCUGAUUAUACACCUUUAAUGUAUCUGAAUGUUAAAUAUAAUUAGCCUUGACCUUUUUUAACUCCCUGGACCCGGUGUAUUUGGCACGAUUCACAUCGCUUAUAGAUAUUUGGUUCUUGUAAACAUCAUUUCCAAUCUCUCUCCAGUUCUUUUCAGAGCCAUGAGAUUAAUACAGCUCUGAGCAAAUGUUUAAACCUGCAUGAUUACUCGCUCUCGAUCACCCGAGCACCUGCUGUGACUUUCCCAAUACAAACGCCACCUUAAUCUUUGUAUUUUGAUGAAUUUGACAGAUUUGGAAGGUAGAAUAUAAUGAGCAGUUUUCAAAACAACAAGCUAUAGUGACAUGCAGCUUAAUGAGCGUCAGUUUGCUGCUGUUUCAUUCCUACUGUAAUGAUAGUUUAAUGAAAUGUGUCGCUCGUGUCAGAUUUUGGGGUUCAGUCGGAUUUUUUUAUUAUAAUUUGAGUCUUUUAAUGAAAGGUUUUCAGAAUUCUUUUACACACGGGAAACAAGAUUUAAAAAUAAAACAGAGUAAUUACAGAUUUCAAUUCUUUAUUCCAUAAAUUAUAUGUAUUUUGUGGGUAGUCGGUUUGUGGGUGUAUGAACUUAUAAAACAUUUUAUUUCCUUUCUAUUUUCUAUUUUUCUGUUGAUUUAAUUCUGAUUUUUCAACUCUUUUAAUCUAGCUGAAAAUAAAGCUUUGUGUGUUUUUCCCUAUAUUUAAUAUGAUGAAUAAAUAAAAACAAGCUGUGUGUUAGAUUUGAAUUUUUUCUAUCCUACAUCAUACCACUGCUGAAUCCUGAAAUUUCAUCGGUCACAAGGUGUUUCAUUUUCAGUAACGUCAUAGUUUUUUCAUAGUAGUAAUUAGGUUUAUCACUGUUUAUUCCUGCUAUGAUGUAUGUGAUGGCAAAAUAUAACUUGUUUACAGACCUUCCACUACAUUAAAUGUAAUAAUAAAUCAAAAAGUAUGA
Molecule: messenger RNA, 3124 nt
Organism: Tachysurus fulvidraco (yellow catfish)
Lineage: Eukaryota; Metazoa; Chordata; Actinopteri; Siluriformes; Bagridae
Gene: tspan15
Product: tetraspanin 15
Exons: 8
Coding region: 134-1003 (289 amino acids)
Cellular component (GO): membrane
Source: RefSeq, a predicted model, not a curated record